AUGAGAGCGUCUUUUUCUGGUUCACCUUGCUUUGAACUCCAUUCCUUCAUCAUAUGGAAAACUCAAGGUGAUUUACAAUGCUCAAAAGGACAAGUGGGAUCUCAUGAGAUCAUAUCAGUUUGUAUUCAAGAUGAGGCUCCGAUCAAGAAGGAAAAAGAGGUUAACAUUGUGCACCUCAACACCAAUGCUCCUAAACGUCACUUCUCUAAACUAAGCUCACAUACUGAUGCUAACAAAGAGAACUCUAAGUGUUACUUCAGUGACAAGGCAUGUCAUUGUCAUAUGAAGAGAGACUACACUAGGUACAAGAAUUGA
Prunus armeniaca (apricot) is the source of this 315-nucleotide messenger RNA. The record is from the annotation of a GenBank genome assembly. NCBI's taxonomy places the organism in Eukaryota, Viridiplantae, Streptophyta, Magnoliopsida, Rosales, Rosaceae.